Messenger RNA from Labeo rohita (rohu), 1618 nucleotides. RefSeq names its product C-C chemokine receptor type 4. NCBI's taxonomy places the organism in Eukaryota, Metazoa, Chordata, Actinopteri, Cypriniformes, Cyprinidae. Gene Ontology annotation, molecular function: chemokine receptor activity. Gene Ontology annotation, cellular component: membrane. The record is from RefSeq and is a predicted model, not a curated record. Bases 111 to 1172 code for a protein of 353 amino acids. The transcript is spliced from 2 exons. Gene Ontology annotation, biological process: immune response; chemotaxis; G protein-coupled receptor signaling pathway.
GGAAAUUUGCUGAAGGCAAAUGUACAGAAUCAGGGUGAAAUGUACUAGACUCACUUCCAUGAACAGUCUUAACAACAUCUCAACAGCAAGAGUGACAGCAAUUUGUCAUCAUGACUGAAACAUAUGCAGACAGCAUGAAAACAACAACAUUCGAUUACGAAGAAACAGACGACAUAUGCUUGACUGAAGAUUCACACCUGUAUACAGAUCUCAAGGCUGCCAUUUUCUACAUUGUUUUUGCACUUGGCCUCAUUGGCAACAUCACCGUCUUAUGGGUCCUCUUGAAAAUCAUGCAUGUGAAAAAUAUGACAAAUCUUUGCCUGCUGAAUCUGGCUCUGUCGGACCUACUAAUGGUCCUCUCACUGCCCUUCUGGGGUCUCUAUGUUCAGGGCCACUACAUAAAAGCCAAUGAAAUGUGUAAGGCAAUGGCGGGUACAUACCAAGUGGGAUUUUACAGCGGAAUCUUAUUUGUGACCCUGAUGAGCAUAGAUCGCUAUUUGGUCAUCGUACAUGCCGUUGCGGUGCUGGGAGCAAAGAUGUUGCGUUAUGGAAUUAUGGUGAGUUUCAUUAUAUGGAUCGUUUCGAUCUGUGCCGCCCUUCCAGAGGCCAUCUUUGCAGCAAUGGUCACAGAGGAGAACAUCACCAGCUGUCAGAGAGUUUAUCCUGAUGGGUCAGCCCAGAAGUGGAAGCUUUUUCGUAACUUUGGAGAAAAUGCAGUAGGACUGUUUAUCUCUUUACCCAUCAUAGCCUACUGCUAUAUCAGGGUCCUAAUGGUUGUGAAGAAGACAAAAAACUCAAAAAAGGAACGGGCCAUAAAGCUCAUCUUAGGCAUCGUCAUCGUGUUUGUGGUCUUCUGGGUGCCCUACAAUGUGGUGGUGUUUCUGAAAACCUUGCAGGAGUUUGGCAUUCUAACUGACUGCAAGGCUUAUCGUCAUGUCAACAUGGCCAUGGACUUGACAGAGACAAUCGCACUCACUCACUGCUGUGUAAAUCCGAUCAUUUAUGCUUUUGUUGGAGAAAAGUUUAGGAAAUGCCUGGCAAGUGUGUUUUCAAGAUAUCUUAAAUGUGUGAAGAUCUACCAAUCGACAUCUACGCAAUCCAAAGUUUCAGAGAAUGAAACUUCCAACACGGCUAUUUUUUUUACAUCUACCACCAAAAGUACACAAGUUUAGGUUGGAUACGUUUUUUUUUUUUUCUUUCUUUUUGUAAAUUUUGCGCUUAUCAUUUAAGUUCAAUCAUUGCACCAUACAUUUGUUGAUUUAAUGAUGGUAUUAUCAUAUCAAUUUUACUACCUCAAUUAGUGAAACCAAAUAUCCCCUUUAAAAAAGAAUCAUCAUGCAAGCACACAAAAUUAUACAAGGAUAUGAAAAUUCCUGCUUCAGGAUGGUGGGGCAAGAGAUGCUUUCUGUGUUUAUGAAUAAACUAGUGUUUCACAAACUGGCGUAAAAAUUAACUCAUGCAUUAAAUUUAUAAACGAUUUAAUAUUUAUAAUACGUUUGUUCCUCAACAUCUCUGAGGUCUCAUCACAUGACCUGCCAAAUUAUUAAACACUGGUUCCAUUCAAUAGUCAUUAACCACAGAAAUAGUAAAAAAAAAAAAACAUCCUUAACCACACACA